AUGCCGUUCCCUACCAAACCAACUCCCACACCCCCCUCCACGAACUCGUCAAGUGCUGGUCACUCCCCAGAUUACAGAGUCGUUCGGAAACGCAACCGGGUGCCGCUGUCCUGCGGGCCAUGCAGGCAUCGAAAGCUGAAAUGCAAUCGAUCCAAUCCAUGUGAAAAUUGUGUCAAACGAGGUGACGCUGCAUCGUGUAACUAUGCACAGACGACCUCGCGAAAGAGGAAUCAGCCUCAGCAAUCGUUGUCAAACUCGCCCGAUGAUAUGCAAAAUCGUAUUGACCGAUUAGAAGGAUUGGUACUUUCCUUGAUGACGAAUGGAUCUCAGUCAGCUGGGCCCUCAGCUGCCAUGGCUGCCAUCUCUGGAGAAAGCAGUGGUGGGUCGACGCGCUUCUCCCAUGAGCUCGAUAUCGACGAGGAUGAGAUGGAGGGCGCCGAGGAGAGUGAUACCGAUCAAGUUACCAAGUCGUUUGGUAUCAUGAAAGUGGACAAUAAUAAGUCCUACUACAUUAGCGAUGCCCACUGGGCUUCUGUUUUGAAUGAUAUCUCCGAGGUCAAGAAUUUCUUCACGACGCACAAGAAACAAAUGGACGAACAGAUGGAGAAGGUCAAAGCGGCUCAGCCUGCUAGUGAUGCUCCAAAUUCGACUUUGUUGUUUGGUGUCAUGAAACCCAUGAGUCGUUCCGAGAUCAUGGCUGGGUUACCCAGCAAAUAUACAACUGACCUUCUUGUAGCUCGCUACUUCAAUUCUUACGACCCUGUGACUCACAUUCUUCAUGGGCCAACCUUCCAGGCACAGUACAAUAAACAUUGGGAGGAUCCCACCAAAACGGAGCUCGUUUGGAUUGCCAUGCUUUUCGGAUUGAUGAGGCUAGCGAUGCUGUCCUAUCACCAGGAAGGUGACGAGCUUCCUGAAUUCCGUGGCAAGUCUAUGGACAUGGCUGGAGGUUUCCGUAAUUCGGUCGCAGAGUGCUUAACUUUGGCUGACUACACAAAACCACAUCCUUUCUUGAUCGAAGCGCUCAUAUUCCACCUAUAUGGUGAUCUUUCCCAGACUCGAGAGGCAGAUGUCUCUGUUUGGGUCAUGACUGGUGUCAUUGUUCGUCUCGCGAUGCGAUCAGGCUACCACCGUGACUCUAAAAUGUUCCCCAACAUCACGCCUUUCCAGGGUGAGAUGCGAAGGCGGGUUUGGACUUUGGUUCGCCAUGCCGAUCUACUGUUCUCAUUCCAAGUCGGGCUGCCGAGCAUGGUCCGCUAUUCGGAUAGUGACACUGAGCUUCCACGCAAUUUGUACGACGACGACUUCGAUGAAGACUGCAAAGAACUUCCGCCGGCCCGUCAGUUGUCUGAGCCUACCCCCAUCGCAUAUCUAAUCGCGAAGGCGCGGUUGACAUAUGCAUUCGGCCGUGUGGUUGAGCAAAGCUCCGCUGUUUCGACCGCUCCAUACGAAAAAGUAAUGGAAAUUGACGCCGAAUUGCGCCAAGCUAGGGAUCUGAUCCCAGAUCACUUGAAGAUCAGGCCCAUGGAGGAGUGCCAGGUAGAUACCAUCAAUCUCAUCAUGUCGAGAUAUUCCGUUAUGGCAGUAUAUGACAAAGCACAAUGUGUGCUACAUCGUCCAUAUCUAGUGCGCGCUCGCGAAAACCCUCGUUUCACAUUUUCGCGAAGAACUUGCAUUGACUCCGCGCUGGAGCUCCUCCGAGUGCAAGCGCUCCUGCAUGCCGAAACGCGCAAUGGCCGUCUGCGCAGUCGUUCAAGCAGGAUCACAUCCCUCAGUUCUACCGACUACCUACUCGCAGCGACAGUAGUUUGCCUCGAUCUGUCCCACAGUCUUCAGAUGCAGAAUACCGGUCGUCCAUCUGGAGAUGUCUACACGUGGGGCCGAGAACGCCGCGAGGAGAUGAUGACCGCCAUCCGUUUAACCAAAGAGAUCUGGGAUGAGACACGAGAUGUCAGCAUGGAAGCUUGGAAGGCAUCCAGCGUUUUGGGUGUCAUGCUGAGCAAGCUUCUUUUGCCAACACAAGGAAUUGAGAAUACCCCUGGUGCGGCUUUCGAACCCGCAGACGAGAAGCAAAAUGCCGCUAUGACACUCGGGUUGUUGAGCAGUGGUAUGAGCCCGAUGAAUCCUGGCACGACCCCCUUCGCGGAUCCAAUGUUCAAGAUGAGUGAUUCGCCGAUGGGGGCUGGACCUGGUGCAUCUGAAAUGCCGGGAGCGCUCUCCCCCUUUACCAGCAUGUUUGGUCAGAUGCCAGACAUGCAAGUCAAUCUUGACUGGGAUGCAUGGGAUACUUACAUUCAAAACCCAACACUCGACACAUCCAAUCCAUUCUGGCAAGCGAAUCAGCAGUCCACGGGAAUUGCUCAACCUUCGUUGUCCAGUCCUCUUGCUACAUCGCAUGUGCCACCAGUGCCAGCAUCAAAUCCUGCUGCAAACGAAUGUGAGUGUCUGAUUGUACUAUUGGGAAUUCCUGUGAUUGAGGCUUUCCUACAUGAUAUCAGCAGACACGAAACAUGGGCAAAUGCUAAUCCCGACUUCUCUUCCAGGCAUUGUUUCCGCCGGGCCGCUUCUCGGCUCCAGUUGUCAAAUGCAUCUUCGUCGUCCAUCAGAGCCUCCACUUUGAUCUCGCCAUCAAGGUGCAGCGCCCCGUCCACAUCGGUUGUUGCCGCUACCCGUUUUGCCUACCCGUCAGCCGUCCAAACACGAUGGAACUCAACCGAUGGGCCUGAAGACGGAUCUAAGAACGGUCCCAAAUUUACAUUCAAUGAGACUGUCACCCCCGAUAGAUUCUCUCGGGACCAAAGGCCCCGCGAACGCCGCAAUCGCGACUUCCUCAGCGACGGUCCUGUGCCAAAGGCGACGCUGUACAUUGGAAACCUGUUCUUUGAUGUCACAGCCGAGGAUGUACGGAAGAAUUUUGAGCAGUAUGGUAUUGUGGAAAGUGCCAUGAUCGUGCACGAUGCUCGAGGACUGAGCAAAGGAUUCGGUUACGUCACAUACACAACUGUUGAAGAAGCCACCAAUGCUAUCACCCAGCAGAAUGGCGGCAUCUUCGAAGGACGCGAGAUCGUUGUGAAUUACGCCAAUACCGUGUACAGAGCUACCCGCACUGAGCAGCACCCCAGCAAAACCCUUUACGUUGGCAACCUCCCCUACGAGCUGACAGAUGUGGACCUGCAAGAAAUUUUCGAAGAUAUUCAGGGUGUGACGGAUGUUCGCAUUCCCGUUGACCGUCGAACUGGUCUCCCACGUGGAUUCGGGCACGUGGACUUCGCUGACUUGCAGUCUGCAUCCGCUGCGAAGGAGAUGCUCAGUCGCAAGGCUCCUUAUGGCCGGAAGCUCAUCGCCAAUUUCGCAAAGCGAAGGGUUCUGACCCCAGAAAACCACGCUCGUCACGAAGAGAAGAAACUUGAGAAGAAGGGCCGAGCAUUGGAACGCAAGGCCGAUGAGCAAGGUCAGCCAACAGAAGACCAGCCAGCAGUGGCCCGUGAUAUGGAUGAGCCCGCGGCCAAGGAGUAA
This is a messenger RNA of Penicillium brevicompactum, 3516 nucleotides long. RefSeq lists its product as uncharacterized. NCBI's taxonomy places the organism in Eukaryota, Fungi, Ascomycota, Eurotiomycetes, Eurotiales, Aspergillaceae. The record is from RefSeq and is a predicted model, not a curated record. Gene Ontology annotation, biological process: regulation of transcription by RNA polymerase II; DNA-templated transcription. The coding region runs from base 1 to 3516 and encodes 1171 amino acids. Gene Ontology annotation, cellular component: nucleus. The transcript is spliced from 9 exons. Gene Ontology annotation, molecular function: DNA-binding transcription activator activity, RNA polymerase II-specific; RNA polymerase II cis-regulatory region sequence-specific DNA binding; RNA binding.